UGAGGGCGCAAAGAAAAAAUCCGUCACUUCUGGGCGGGAAACAAACUUCUGGUUUUCCAUCGGCUAAAAUAUGUUUCCUCUAAUAUUCUUGGUGUUCGUAGUGGCUAUAAAGGUUUUCAAAAAGACGACCCCAAAUGGCAAGGUCACAGUGUAUCUUGGAAAAAGGGACUUUAUCGAUCACUUGGAUAAUAUCGAUCCAAUCGAUGGGGUCAUAGUCGUCGAAAAUGAUUAUCUCCAAGGGAGAAAAAUCUACGGUCAGGUUGUGACAACCUAUCGAUAUGGUCGAGAGGAAGAUGAAGUAAUGGGUGUGAAGUUUAGCAAGGAACUAAUCCUGUGUCGAGAACAGAUUGUGCCAGCAAAAAAAGAAAAAAUUGAAACAACCCCAAUCCAAAAUCGAUUGCUGAAGAAAUUGGGACAAAAUGCUUAUCCAUUUGUCUUCCAUUUCCCUCCAAAUGCUCCAAGUUCUAUUACCCUUCAACCUGGUGAUGACGAUCAGGGAAAACCUCUUGGAGUCGAAUAUGUCGUCAAGGUGUAUGUUGCAGAAAACGAGGAAGACAAGGGACACAAAAGAUCAGCAGUUGCUCUUGCAAUAAAAAAAUUGCAAUAUGCUCCACCAACUCGUGGACGCAGACUUCCCAGUUCUCUUGUUUCGAAGGGAUUUACAUUUUCCCAGGGAAAAAUCAAUUUGGAGGUGACAUUGGAUAGGGAAAUUUAUUAUCAUGGGGAGAAAGUAGCUGCCAAUAUCAUUAUUACUAACAACUCACGAAAGUCUGUCAAGAAUAUUAAAAUGUUUGUCGUUCAGCAUUGUGAAGUGACGAUGGUAAACGCUCAAUUUUCUCGACAUGUAGCCAGUCUAGAAACCCGAGAAGGUUGUCCAAUUACUCCUACUUCAUCUUUUACGAAACAAUUUUAUCUUGUUCCUUUGGCUAGCAGCAAUAAGGAUCGACGUGGAAUUGCACUCGAUGGUCAUCUCAAGGAGGACGAUGUAAAUCUUGCGUCUUCGACGAUGGUCGCAGAAGGAAAAAGUCCAGGAGAAGCAAUGGGAAUCGUAAUUUCCUAUUCCGUUCGAGUGAAAUUAAAUUGUGGAACCCUGGGUGGAGAAUUAGUUACUGACGUUCCAUUCAAACUUAUGCAUCCCGCUCCAGGAUCCCUCGAAAAGGAACAAGCCUGUCUAAAAAAGACUAAGAGCAUGGACAGAUCUCGCUACGAAAACUCCUGUUACGCAAACGACGACGACGACAACAUCGUCUUCGAGGAUUUCGCCCGUCUCCGUCUGAACGAGCCUGAAUAAAUUCUACAGACUCAACCCAAAUUGUGAAUGAUACCGCGAUGACCAAUACCACGAAAUCUCAAUUGCCAUCGGAGAAAGCGCCAACACAUCCGAAAAUUCGAUCUGUGUUAUCUGCCACGAGCGACAAACCCCCAUGACGCCUAUACGAAUUGUGAAAUUCUUAUUUUUUUAAAACUGAUUUAAAAAUUUCACCAGAAAAUGAUACUAAUAAUGUAAAAAAAAAAGAGAAAAACACCAUAAAAAUUGAGUUACCAUCACCCCCGAAUUUCAGCUCGAUAGUGGUGGUCGGUCCGAAAUUCAAUUGGGGGUGAGCAAAAAAAUAUAUUUUCAAGUAAGUUUAAAUAAUUUUCUGUAUCUA
Messenger RNA from Belonocnema kinseyi, 1649 nucleotides. It is a transcript of the gene Arr2, whose product is annotated as arrestin homolog. The record is from RefSeq and is a predicted model, not a curated record. Gene Ontology annotation, cellular component: cytoplasm. The transcript is spliced from 7 exons. Gene Ontology annotation, biological process: G protein-coupled receptor internalization; signal transduction. NCBI's taxonomy places the organism in Eukaryota, Metazoa, Arthropoda, Insecta, Hymenoptera, Cynipidae. Gene Ontology annotation, molecular function: G protein-coupled receptor binding. Bases 71 to 1291 code for a protein of 406 amino acids.